Mytilus trossulus (common blue mussel) is the source of this 3576-nucleotide messenger RNA. RefSeq lists its product as uncharacterized. NCBI's taxonomy places the organism in Eukaryota, Metazoa, Mollusca, Bivalvia, Mytilida, Mytilidae. The record is from RefSeq and is a predicted model, not a curated record. The coding region runs from base 162 to 1418 and encodes 418 amino acids. The transcript is spliced from 3 exons.
UUCAUUAUAACCCAUAUUGUGUGUUUAAAAUAUUCAAAGGAUUUUAUGUGUUUUAAAAUGUACAGAUAACUGUGUUAUUAACUAAUUAUCGGUCUCAUCCGAGUGCUCCUAGACUGGGGGGAUUUACAUAAGGUAAGAAGAAGAAGAAGAAGAAGAAGAAGAUGUCGUCGUCAAAGGACUUCAGGUCAGCGGCAGGGAAAAGACAUAAAAUCGGUCUUACUGAAUGUAAAGACUUAAACGAACUGGACUAUGCAUGGAAGGCAAAUUACAAUCAAAGAGCCUUGCUGCUCAGGAUAUUAUGCCUAGAUCAUUCAAAAGACAAAAAAUGUUCAAUGUCACAGUCCAGUACAAUUGAAAGUGUAACAUUUUUUUCCAAAGAAAAGGAACAGUCUGAGGCUUCAUAUCUGAUUUAUGAUUGUUAUAACUCCUUCCAUCAACUAUCCUUGGAUAAUUUUUAUAAAUAUAUAGACAGUUUUUUAAAAUCGUUUGAGAAUUCUGAAAUAAGUGAGGAUUAUUGGAAGGAGAUUGUUAACUGCUUGGAACUCUUUGACUAUAAGUAUGAAAAAAUUGAGGGAGUAGAAUUCUGGUCAUCUGAAAAAAGUCCAAAGACUGAUGAGGACUUGGUAGAAGCAUUUGGAAAGAUGUCUUUAGAACAAACAGCAUAUGUAUCAGCAUUUGUGCAAGCAUUACGGACUGAUAUGAAGAACGGCCAUGCUAAAAUGUGGAUAGAUAAAUUGAUAAAAAUCCUUUUGAAAUGUGUCGGUGCUGAUGGGUCAGCUGACAUAAGUGGUUUUGCUCCAGUUCAGUAUGACAACACCAACACUGUCAUGGAAAUUGUUUUUGGUGAUUUAGAUAAUUCAAUUACUCAGAUGGAGUAUAAUGCAGAACCCUAUUUUAGCAGUUCAUUCAGUAAUUCUUCAUCUUCAGUAAGCAGCCUUUCAUCUUUAAAUCUCGAAUCAACAAGAUUAACUGAAGCAGCUGAUUUAGCACCAGAAGUACAUCCUGUACAUUUAUCACAACCACACAAGAAAGUUGUGCCAGAUUUUUGUGUUGCCCUUCCAGCCUUUCCUGGUAUGUUCCCAUUAGUAUUUGAACUGAAACCUGUCUAUCAGGAGUCACAUGGACUUGUUGAAAACAUUCAACAAAUGUUGUCUAAACUGUUCUUCCAAGAUAUUGUUUUUGGCAUUGUUGUCUCACCUACAUCAUUUCAACUAUCAGUUAUUAUAAAAAAGGAUAAAGACCUUCAUUUUGCAAGUACACCCAGUAUGACAUUUAGAGGUAUUCAGAAUCCACCAAAACUUGAUUUGAAAGAGUUAAAUACAAUGUGUACAUUCAUAUUCAGAGUCUUAAAAUGGGCCAGGAAAUCAAAAUGCAUAAUCAAAACCAAAGACAGCUGUGAGUUGGAGAAAAAAAUCUGAAAAGUCACUAUGAAAACUUAAAGUCAUAUGAAACGAGUUGUAAAAAAAAAAGUUGAACAUGAUUUUUUUAACUAAAUAGUAAGUUUAUAGUAUAAAACUUUUAUCCAUACACUUGUUUUUGUGAAAACUCUUAUAUUUCAAUGUAAAACUUCAUGAAAUGAACGGCUUCUGAAUUAUUUACUUCCAGUGAGUAAUUGUUCCGAGAUUCACCGAAUGCUUUUCGGUAUGCAUGAUUUCUCGUAAACAAUGUGAAAGCCGUUACUGCGCAAGUAAAAUUGAAAGUGAAAGUAGAUAAAUCAACACAGCUUAAUUGUCACACUAAUAAAGCACGUGAUUUUUUAGCACGCUUUUGUCAAUUGUUUGUCAAUAUUAACAUGUCGGAGAACAUCGGAAGGUUUUCUCAGACUUUAAUAAGCAAAGAGGGUUUCCAUAUAAAAUCAACGAACACAUUAUUUUGUUUGUAAAUUACACGUUACAGACUCAAUAUAAAAAGUGAAAAUAUAUUACAAAGGUCUUAGUUUAGUGUAUGUGCAUGUAUUGGACGAAUAAUUUAGUGAACAUAAUUUUUUCCACCAACUCGUUUCAUAUGACUUUAAGGUAGAUGAGAUGUAUAGAUUUUUCUGAAACUUCUUUAAAAGACCUCUGGGUCAAUUUCUUUCAACUUUAAAAAUCUGGGGGUCACUGGUCUUUAAUAAUACAUUGAAAUUAAUAGAAAUAACAGUUUUUUAUAUGGGUUUAUUCUAUAUAUAUAGGGGAGAACUUAUUUUUUCUAAUUGAGAAAUAUUAGAUGACAGAAUUUGUUUAACUUCAAGGGGGGAAUAAUUUCAAAAUAUCAAAUACAAAUGGAGAGUUACAGGCCUUUUUUUCUUGACAAAUUAAAAUAAAUAUGAUUUUUCCUAUCAAAUUCAAUUUAAUUACGUGGGGUAUUUUCCAUUGAUUUUAGAAUUAUUUUUUUUUUUCGAAAGCUUAAAAUAUGCUAAACAACACUUAUUUAAAAAAAGAAGAAUCAAUAAAUUUCAAGAAUAAAAUAUUCUGUUUCAUUUUAAUUAUUAUCAUAAAAUAUUUCUAAACAAAUUUUUUUUCAACAUGCGCAGCAGAGAUGCUCAGAAAUAAACAUCCCAUCUACCUUAAUUAAUCACUGAUGCCUUACACAGAUAUUUGUUUUUCAGUUGUGACACAAGCAGUUGAUAACAACAUUCUGUUAUCUACUUGUUGUGUGCAAGGUAAGGGGGGAACCUCUAGUUAGGUUCGAUGGACUUUCACUAAGUUUAACAUCUGAGGUCUGAUUUCAGCUUUUAAUUGAUGAAGAAUCAUGUAAAAUGGUACAGGGAUGUAUCUUGGGAUGUCCUAUCCUUCCUACAUUAACCUAGUAUAUUUUGAAAAUCAUAUCCUUCCUUGCAUGAUUGUCCAUUGUAAACUUCUUUAAAAAUCCACGCACUGGCAGGAUUUUUAGGAAACUUGGUUCUGAUGUUCCUAGGGGUACAUGUAUCUAGUUUGAUUCUUCAAAAAGAUGGCAGCCAUAUGCUUUUUGGACAAAACAGUAAACUCAAACACGCCCAACUUUCAAAAGGUCUACCUGACUUUUAAUUGCGAUAAAAUAUUUAGGAUUUUUUUUCUAAAUAUUGACGCAGGGGGCAGAAGGGAAAUUUAAGCUUUCAAUAGAUACAUCUUUUAUCUUUUCAUGGAUUUUUUUCGGCGAAAUUUAAGGGUAUGGAUUUUUUUUAUCCACUUGUUUGUGUACCUACUCUAAUCGGCCUUUUUACUGAAAUUCGUCUUUAAUCUAUAAGUUAUGAAAUAUCUUUUUAAUCUGGACUCUUAUAUUGAUAAAAACAAAUAAAUAAGACGAAAAAAAUCUUCAAUUAUGCAAUUACAAUUAACUUUUAACAGCCAUAGAAACAGUCAUAAACAAUCUCGAGACCAUUUUAACUUCUCUAGUCAAGAGUACCAUUUCUUUUGUUUAAUUUCAACUGGGUUUCCGACUGAAAAGGAAUUUUUUUUCUUAAUUUUUUUUUAAAUUUUUUUUUUACAAUUUGUUUUGCUAUUUCUUUGUUUUUAGUCUGAAAACAGAUUGAAUAAGAACAAAGUAGUAAAAAAUAAUUUGGGGGAUGGGUGUCAACUUUUUUCUUCAAGAUUUUCGAAAAUUUCUAUUUAGGGGAAA